CUCAGACGUCUAAACAGAUAUCCCCGCCACGUGAAUCGCACGCUGCCGACGAUGCGCUUGCUAUCCUUACAAAUACCCAAGUUGACGCCGUUUGAUACCAGGAUCAAUGGCUGUUCAUUCCGACUCCGCUGCGGCCAGGCCGAAUCGUUGUUGAACUAUAUUAAAUGGUCUGGUUUGGGAUCAAAGCGAAACAAAAUACAUAAACAAAGCACAACCCGUGGAACUGCUCACGUUCGUCCUUCCGCUUCCGCCUCCUUCGUCCUCUCGCCGCCAACGACCGCCACCGCAGCCCUUACGCGGUCGAAGACCCCAUCGUAACCCUAACUACGUCGACAAAACCACCGGAUCCACGACCCCUGCCGCUGCAUAACCAGCCCUCAGACCUUAAUUCCUUGAUUCCAUCCAGAAGAGGCGAAGAAAUGGUGCUGAUCACCCUGGUUCGCGACUACAUAGGGCGGAUGCUGCAGGACAUCCCUGGCAUGAAGGUCCUCAUCCUCGAUUCUAGCACGGUCAGCAUUGUGAGUGUUGCUUACAGUCAAUCGGAACUUCUUAAGAAGGAGGUCUUUUUGGUGGAACUUGUUGAUUCCAUGUCAAAGGAAACAAUGACCCACCUAAAAGCUGUUUACUUUCUUCGCCCAACAUCAGAGAAUAUUCAAAAGUUACGGCGUCAAUUGGCUAAUCCCCGAUUUGGAGAAUAUCACUUGUUUUUUUCCAAUAUCCUGAAGAUUACCCAGAUUCAAGUACUUGCUGACUCAGAUGAACAAGAAGUCGUCCAUCAAGUGCAGGAGUUUUUUGCUGACUUUUGUGCUAUUGAUCCUUACCAUUUCACUUUAAACAUGCAAAUGAAUCACAUAUACAUGCUCCCAGCGGUGGUGGACCCUCCAAGUUCACAUAGCUUUUGUGAUCGAGCAGUUGAUGGCAUUGCUGCAGUUUUCUUAGCACUUAAACGCCGUCCUGUUAUUCGGUAUCAACGGGCCUCAGAUAUUGCCAAAAGGAUAGCACAAGAGACUGCUAAGCUUAUGUACGAGCAGGAAAGUGGUCUGUUUGAUUUCAGGCGUACAGAAUUCUCCCCGUUGUUGCUUGUGAUUGAUAGGAGGGAUGAUCCUGUUACACCGUUACUAAACCAAUGGACUUAUCAAGCAAUGGUACAUGAGCUGAUUGGAAUUGAAGAUAAUAAAGUAGAUCUGAGAAACACUCCAAAAGUUUCCAAAGAUCAGCAGGAGGUGGUGCUGUCAUCAGAACAAGAUAGCUUCUUUAAAUCUAACAUGUACGAGAAUUUUGGAGAUCUUGGAAUGAAUAUCAAGACAAUGGUGGAUGAAUUUCAACAAAUUACGAAUAGUAAUCAGAACAUCCAAACGAUAGAGGAUAUGAUGAAAUUUGUGAACAACUACCCUGAGUACAGAAAGAUGCAAGGAAAUGUUUCAAAGCAUGUGACAAUGGUUACAGAAAUGAGCAGAAUUGUUGAAGAGAGGAAGCUCAUGAUAGUUUCACAAACAGAACAAGAGCUUGCAUGUAAUGGUGGACAAGUGGCAGCUUUUGAGGCUGUCACCAAGCUUCUGAAUGAUGAAACUAUUUCUGAUGUUGAUCGUUUGCGGCUAGUAAUGCUAUAUGCCUUGCGCUAUGAGAAGGAGAGUCCGGUUCAGUUGAUGCAGCUUUUUAACAAACUAGCUUCUCAUUCUGCUAAGUAUAAGCCUGGGCUUGUCCAGUUCCUCCUCAAGCAAGCAGGCAUCGAUAAACGAACUGGAGAUCUAUAUGGCAAUCGUGAUCUCUUGAACAUUGCUCGUAAUAUGGCUCGUGGACUUAAGGGUGUUGAGAACGUCUACACCCAACACCAACCACUUCUGUUUCAAACAAUGGAAAGCAUCAUCAAGGGGCGACUACGAGAUGUUGACUAUCCAUUUAUUGGAAAUCACUUUCAACAGGGGAGACCUCAGGAUGUAGUGAUAUUCAUUGUUGGAGGGACAACAUAUGAGGAGGCGCGGACUGUGGCUUUGCAUAAUGCUGCAAAUUCUGGAACACGUUUCAUACUUGGAGGCUCUGUGGUUCUCAACUCUAAGCGGUUCCUAAAAGACCUGGAAGAGGCACAAAGGAUAUCACGCACAAGCAAUGCUGUGUAAACCAGAAAUAUUGGUAUUGAACCCUAAGAGACUAACUACCGAUCCAAUAUGCAUUAGAUAAGAGGUAGAAAUGGGGGGCUGAUUAAUUGUAAUUUGGUCAGCAUGGGGAGCUUCUUGUGAACAUUGCUUAUGCCCGUGCAUGGUUAUUGGGUUGCAACUGGCAAAAAGCUUCCGGCAACCUGUGCUCCGGAUUGGAGGUGAAAAUUCUGAUAUUGAGUUAGGUCAGCUUGAAGAGGAGCUUGGGUGUCCCGUCUGCAUCUCUCUCUCUCUCUUUUUAUUCUUGCACUCUACGGUUAUUGGUCGGACUGAAGAGAUACUGUAGCAGAAACAAGUCUUGCUUUCACUAAUGUACUCUUAUUUUGGUCAUUUAGUUGAUAUA
This is a messenger RNA of Musa acuminata subsp. malaccensis (wild Malaysian banana), 2496 nucleotides long. RefSeq names its product vacuolar protein sorting-associated protein 45 homolog. The record is from RefSeq and is a predicted model, not a curated record. Gene Ontology annotation, cellular component: Golgi membrane. NCBI's taxonomy places the organism in Eukaryota, Viridiplantae, Streptophyta, Magnoliopsida, Zingiberales, Musaceae. Gene Ontology annotation, biological process: intracellular protein transport; vesicle-mediated transport.